AAGGAGAGUGAAGCCACAACAGAGACACCAGCAGGUCCAGAGGAUAGAAAAAAUAAGGCAGAAAAGAAAUAGGGUGCCGAAAAGCAGGACAAUCAGGGAAAAAUCAUCCCCUCCUCCUCCUCCUCUUCGCCCUAUCCUCCUCACUGAGAGACAGUGCCACCAUGGAAACCGGGAGCCCCAGGAAGAUACAGUUCACCGUCCCCCUACUGGACACCCACCUGGACCCAGAGGCAGCCGAACAGAUCAGAAGACGUAGACCCACUCCUGCCACUUUAGUGGCAUCCAGUGAUCAAUCAUCACCUGAAAUAGAUGAAGAUCGUCUCCCAAACCAGCUGUACAAGGCAGCCUUGCUGAACUCCCCUCGACAACGGCGAAAAGGGCAAAAGGGAACUCCCACAAUGAAAGAGCUGCAGUUCCUGGUAGAGCACCAUCUGUACAGGCAGCAGCAGGGAGCUGCGGACGAGUGCUCCUCAGAGAGCUGCCUGUCGGACCGGCCCAGCCCCGACUCUGUUCCCCCCGGGGAGGAGCUCCCACACGACGAUGAGGCCACUGCGGAGGCCUUUGAGAAACUGCGCUGCCAAAUGGAGGAGUUCUCGAGGGAAAGUCUAUUAGAGGCUGCAGGUGGACUCGAGUGCCCCCUCUCCCAGGAGAAAGAGGAUUGUUCCAGCGUUGCCAAUGUAGCAGAUCCCUCAUCGCAACAGAACGACGCACAAGCAGACACAAAAGCUGCCGCAUCCAGUGCGAGUCAGCCGGCAGAGGAAAAGACAAAGAAAUGCAGCCUGGAGAAAGAGAAAUAGAGUUUUCUUCUGCACAACACAAUGCUGCUCAGUCGACUCAGCCAGCCCAACACAAUGACAGAAGAUUGUGUCUGCAGAUCCACUUUUUAGAAACAUCAGGGCAAAUACAGUAUAUUCCUCUACAGUCAGGCCUUAGUUACCACCUCGAGAACAAGAACAAAGGUUUCUACACUUAUUUUGUGUCAAACAUCUCAUGUAAAGGGACAAUUAUUUAAUUAUAUCUGUUUUCUAUUGCUUCCCCUGCACUUAUCUAAAACUAAAACUAGCGUACUGUAUGUAUGAACCAAACUGGGAGUUAAGAUCUAGUUAAUGGGACAGUCUUUUCCUGUCUCGUUCACACAAUCAUUAUCAUAAACUACCACAACUCACAUGCUUAAUGUCUGUUUGAACGUUCAAAAAAGGCAGCCAAUUUUAUAUUUGCAAUUGUUUUAGGCAAUUUUCAUCAUUAAAUAUGUGCCAUGACUUCUGCAAUUAUUGUUCCAUCUCAAAACAAUAAAAAUGCAUUGGUACCUCAUAAAUAACUUAAAUAAAAAAUAAAUUCAAAUUCACUUUGUCCCAGUGACCAAGAUACUCAGUCUUAAAUUAGUGGACAGUAUAUUUGGGUUGACUGACAGUUUAAAUGCAUAAAUAUAUGUUUACCAUACUAGAUUGGACAUCUACAAAUGUGUCCCUAAAGUCCAACUGAAAUUAAUUGAAAGUUUUUCUCUGCUACAUCAGAUAGAGCUGCAACAGUUAUUUGAUUCAGUUGUUAGUUGAUCAGCAGAAAAUUAAUUGGCAAUUAUUUUGAUAACUGAUUGAUAACUCAUUCAAAAAUGCCAUAAUUCUUUGGGCCCCCAAUUUUAGCAUUUUUAUUUCUCUGUAUACAUCAUGGUCUAUGUAGAUGGAGAAUUUAAAUUACAGCCAGUCAAAUGGCUUCAUUUCAAACCACAUUUGCAUAACGCAGUAACCUUACCGUUGUAUCAUGGGCAGUUAAUGAGAGUCAACUCGCAGCCUGCUACACAACAUGAGAGACUCAGACUCAUAACAAAAACCUACAUUACCUUUCCUGCUAAAGUCUCUUUCUUAUCUAACUUACAAACAUGAACACAUAUCUUCUCCUGCUCCUUAGCUCGUAGAACGAGCAACCAAACAGUCACCGGGGAAAAGUGCACUGCUGACAUCAGUUUGCAGAGAAGCUGCUCAGCUGCAGCACAGUAAAUAGCGUGUAAAACGUACCUAUAAAUGUCACUUCAGUCCAGUUAGAUGCUCGUGGGAUCUUUACUCUUGAGUAGCACUAACAACACACUGUCUGCCCGUGACUUGUCGACUAUAAUGUAAGUUUGUUUGUCUCCCCUUGUCCUGCUAAUCACAGACACAGCACACCCCCAGCUGCUAAGAGGAAAAGGAAUAGUUCUGAUAUUUCCCCCAAGACCUUUUUUAUCUUCUUCUUAAUAAUAAAAAUGUACUGACAAUGCAUUAAAAAACAAAAACGUGUUGACAUUGUUUUUGACUGUAAAGAGGGAUAGCUAAAUGUGAUUUCAGUUGGACUUUAAUGUUUGAUUAUCUUGGUCAUAUUAUAAAUCAAAGAUGCUUUUAUUCCCAAAGCAUGGCAAUGAGGACGUUAUUACUGGUAAUAUCUCAAUUAAUAAUAAUGAUAUCAUGUCUUGUUAGAGUAAUGCACUGAAACCCAGACCAUUAUAAGCCAAAUCAUGUGGUUGUAAAUCUCUAGCUGACAAGCAGGGUACUUUACAGAGGAUUGUGCUUGCAGAACCAUUUGCAUAUUUUUGAUUAAAAAGGACAAAUCCAUGUCCAGUGAAUAAAUUGCACCCUCAUUUUUGACACUUGAAUGCAUUGGAAAAUCUAAAUCCUGGUCAUAAAACACCUCCUUGCAUGGCACUUUUUUCUAAGCGUAAUGUCCUUACUGGGUUUCAUUUUUGAAUUGGAACUAAUUUAAACAGUGAAACAAACAUUUUAAAUACCAGACACAAAUUGUAAUUACUGGCGUUCCCUUUUAUUUCUAGUUUUGUAUGUAACAAGAGCAUCAUCAUCAAAGUCAUCGCUACACUAUUACAGUAAAUGUUUGUCAUUUCAUUUGUUGUCUGUAUCACUGAAGUGGCAUUAUUAUGUAGAUCAUGUGACAAUCCUUCCCUAACCUUCACAUUGUUCUUGGCAUGUCUGAAAGAAAUUAAACAAAAGAAUGAAACUGAAACAGAAAACUAAAGUCACCCUAGUAUUGAUGUCACUUUAGCAGAUUAAUCAGCCACAGUAUGAGCAGUUUAUCUACCGGUUGCCAACAAUGGCCGCUAUGUCCGCAAUGAACAAGAAAGACGGUAAAACAUUCCUGUGCAAGCUUUUGUUUUCUUCUUCUGCAGUGUAUUUAUGGACCACGUAAUGUUUGUUCUGUUUUUGAAUGGCAAUAGUGUACUUUACAUGAAUUCAAUCUGGGGAGCUUUUG
Xiphias gladius (swordfish) is the source of this 3231-nucleotide messenger RNA. RefSeq names its product protein phosphatase 1 regulatory subunit 1A-like. The transcript is spliced from 8 exons. The coding region runs from base 162 to 797 and encodes 211 amino acids. Gene Ontology annotation, molecular function: protein phosphatase inhibitor activity. The record is from RefSeq and is a predicted model, not a curated record. Gene Ontology annotation, cellular component: cytoplasm. Gene Ontology annotation, biological process: intracellular signal transduction. Lineage: Eukaryota; Metazoa; Chordata; Actinopteri; Istiophoriformes; Xiphiidae.